Molecule: messenger RNA, 1791 nt
Organism: Neltuma alba
Lineage: Eukaryota; Viridiplantae; Streptophyta; Magnoliopsida; Fabales; Fabaceae
Biological process (GO): protein phosphorylation
Molecular function (GO): ATP binding; protein kinase activity
Source: RefSeq, a predicted model, not a curated record
UCCUUCUGUAGCCACAAUUUCUCAGUAUGAUAUGCCAUAUCCUUCGACAUAGCUAAAAUUUCGUCACUCUCAGCAAGACAGAGCAGUGGCCACUAGACGCUAUGCUGCCUCUGCCUCGUCUCGAUGUCAACGACAUUAAGGAGAAGCUCUCGUCCCACUUCAGACCUUGGCAUCGCUCCUAUCAGUUCUGGGUUCGGGCCAUUGAUAUUUACACUGGUUAUAAGGUGUUCCAACUUACGGUGAGCUUUGAGAAGGAUGCGCAGAAGCAGGAAGCAUUGUGGGAAAAACAGCAUGAGCUUGCUGCUGAUAAGAUAUACUGUAUGUGCGCCGACCUUGGAGGUUUCUUUCUCAAGGUCGCCCAAAUUAUAGGGAAGCCUGACUUGGCCCCAGCGGCAUGGGUGAGAAGACUUGUUACCCUAUGUGAUCAGGCUCCUGCAACCCCAUUUCACACUGUUAAACUAGUGCUGGAGAACGAACUGGGUCGGAAUAUUGAUGAUGUGUUUGAAAUGUUGAUGUGGAACCCUGGAUCUGCUUCAAUUGCUCAGGUACAUAGAGCACAACUGAAAGGUGAUAAGGAUGAUGUUGUUGUCAAGGUUCAACAUCCUGGAGUUCAGGAUCUAAUGAUGACUGAUAUCCAUAAUUUGCAAGCUUUUGCUUUAUAUAUGCAAAAGACCGAUAUCAAAUUUGACCUAUAUUCGGUGACAAAGGAAAUGGAAAAACAGAUCGGAUAUGAAUUUGAUUUCGUGAGGGAGGCAAGUGCUAUGGAAAGGAUUCGGAAGUUCCUGUAUGAAAACAACAAAAGGACUCCUGUUCUGGUGCCACGAGUAGUACAAAACUUGGUUACUAGGAGAGUCCUAGUCAUGGAAUAUAUUGACGGGAUUCCAAUUAUGAAUCUUGGUGAUGAAAUAGCAAAAAGAGGCAUUAAUCCUUGUGGUAAGCUAGCAGCAGCAGCAAAGCAGAAAAUUCUUGAAAGCUUGACUCUAGCAUAUGGUCAAAUGAUUUUGAAGAGUGGAUUCUUUCAUGCAGAUCCUCACCCAGGAAACAUCCUGAUUUGUAAAGGCUCAGAGGUUGCCUUGCUAGACUAUGGACAGGUGAAGGAUCUCCCAGAAAAGUUGAAGCUUGGUUAUGCUAAUCUUGUUCUUGCAAUGGCUGAUGGUGACGCUAUAAGAGCAUCAGAAAGCUUUAGGGAGCUUGGUAUAGACACCUUGAGCAAAUGUGAGAAUGAGCUACAGGAGAUGUUCAAGCUGGCACAGACCAUGUUUGAUACAAAACUUCCUCCUGGGGUGGCGAUGCUGCAACCUUUCUCAGAGGACUCUUCAAUAAAAAAAAUUGCUGUUCAGGCUUUUCCCGAAGAACUCUUUUCUGUACUUAGGACAGUGCAUCUACUGAGGGGACUUAGCGUUGGUCUCGGAAUCAAUUAUUCAUGUGCAGAACAAUGGAGACCCAUUGCUGAGGAAGUUUUGUAUCAAGCUGGCAGACUUAAAGGUAAGGAUGUCAAGCCCAAAAGACGCGGACGAGGUUUUGUAAAAAGAUUAUUUAGGAGAGACUAAUGACUUCUGACAUGACAAGGGGGAGGCAUCAAUCUGCCUGUUCUGGUUUGUUGAGAAACUUGCCUAUUCUUUGUUUAUAUUUGCGUGCGAAUUCGUUUAUCUCUUGUAUAUGGUAUAUGAAUUUGACAUUGAUGGCCACUAAAAGAAAACGUAGGGCCUCUUGAGAGCUUGAUGGUGCCGUUGGUGCUGUAUUCCAAAUUCAUCUUUGAAUAGAUGCAAUGUCAAAGACAUUUUUGUUUAA